This is a messenger RNA of Neurospora tetraspora, 2268 nucleotides long. RefSeq names its product WD40-repeat-containing domain protein. The coding region runs from base 155 to 2239 and encodes 694 amino acids. Lineage: Eukaryota; Fungi; Ascomycota; Sordariomycetes; Sordariales; Sordariaceae. The transcript has 4 exons. Gene Ontology annotation, molecular function: protein binding. The record is from RefSeq and is a predicted model, not a curated record.
UCCAGCCUGACAACCAUCGCUAGCAAGCGAGGGCCCAAUGCUUGGUGCUGCCUCUGCCGCCAUCCAUCGACAAGACCACGCAACCGCAACCGCACUCUACAGACGCAUAAUCGCAGCGUAAUCUGGGCCCGGCGGUCCUCGACUCCCUCUCCCAAUGGAUUCCUACCACCUCGCCCCGUCUCGUCUUAAUGACAUCUCCAACGACCCGACCGAUAUCACAGACCAAAACUGCGACCGCAAACGUCCAGAGCAACAGGCAAGGCUGCGCUCCCGCAACAGCGUCACCAACAUGUCGUCCGUCCUCAUGAGCAAGACUGUCACGCCCUUCCUCAGGGAACAUAUUCCCAGCCUCUACGCCCCCAUCGGCAAGCCUGGGAACCAAGAGACGGCCAGAGCAGAGAACCCCAACUCCAAGUACUGCUACAGACAUCACCCAGACUCAAAGUGCCGAAGAGCUGCCGACAAGGCCAAGAUGGUCAUGAUUCAGAGCGAGCUGGACAAGCUCACAUCAGCGGAUCAGCAAGCUGUUACCCACGUGUGGUCCCUGUUCUCCGCCGCCCCUGCCCGACACCGCGACCUGAUGCUUCAGGGUAUCCUCUCCCAGCUCUGCUUCCCACAGCUCUCGUUCGUCUCUAGAGAAGUCAACGAAGCCCUCAAGAUCGACUUCAUCUCCGCCCUCCCCGUCGAGCUCGCCCAAAAGGUCCUAUGCUAUCUCGACACCGUCAGCUUGACCAAGGCCGCCCAGGUCAGCCAGAGGUGGCGAACCCUGGCCGACUCCGAUGCCGUCUGGGUCCGCAUGUGCGAGCAACACGUCAACAGGAAAUGCACAAAGUGUGGAUGGGGAUUGCCCUUGCUGGAACGCAAGAAGCUGCGCAACUACACAAGACAAAGACAGUUGGCCAAGGGUGGGCCACAAGGGAGGAUCACGGAAUUGGCCGACUCCCACGACAGCCAGCAUCAAUCAGUCAACCAACACGGAAAGCGCCCGGCAGAGACGGAGGAAGAGGAUCCUAUAAAGAAGCGCCAGUGCAUCGCUGAAGCCUCCAAGGCGGUAACGCAACCCAAGACACGAAGCUGGAAGGCUGUCUACCGGGAUCGCUGGCAGGUCAGCUACAACUGGAAGAACAGCCGUUACAAGUUGUCAGUUCUCAAGGGUCAUGAGAAUGGCGUCACCUGUCUCCAGCUCGAUGAUAACAUCCUUGCGACUGGAUCGUACGACGCCACCAUCAAGAUCUGGAACAUUGAGACUGAAGAGUGCAUCCGGACCCUUGUUGGUCAUACAGCUGGCAUCCGUGCGCUGCAGUUUGACGAUUCGAAGCUCAUCAGUGGCAGUCUUGACCACACCAUCAAGGUCUGGAACUGGCAUACCGGCGAGUGCCUCAGCACGUUCGCUGCGCAUACCGACUCAGUGAUUAGCGUCCACUUCGACGGCCACCUACUCGCCAGUGGGUCGAGCGACAAGACAGUCAAGAUUUUCGACUUCAAUUCCAAGGAGACAUACUGCCUCAAGGGCCACAGCGAUUGGGUCAACUCGACCCAUGUCGACAUCAAGAGCCGAACCGUCUUCUCCGCCUCGGAUGAUACAACGAUCAAGCUGUGGGACCUGGACACGCGCCAGGUUAUUCGGACAUACGAAGGACAUGUCGGCCAUGUGCAGCAGGUCCUCAUGCUCCCGCCCGAGUACGAGCCCGACGAGGAGGUGCUCAACGGAGCUUUACAAGACAACCAAGACGCCAUGUCGGUAUCAUCGACCGGAAGCGGAAGCCCAACCAUGUCGCACGCACAAAUCGAGCACGCCGGCAGCCCUGGCAGCCACAGCCCCAGCUACAACCCGCUACCGAGCAGCCUGCCGAGUGGAGACGAUGACGUGCGCCACCUCUAUGGAUCCGCCUUCGCAGCAGACGAGUCACGGCCACUUCCCUCGCGCUAUUUCAUGACGGGCGGACUCGACAGCACCAUUCGCCUCUGGGACAGCGCGACCGGCCGGUGUCUGAGGACACUGUUCGGCCACCUCGAGGGCGUUUGGUCUUUGGCGGGAGAUACGAUCCGCGUUAUCAGCGGAGCUAACGACGGCAUGGUCAAGACGUGGGAGCCGCGCAGCGGCAAGUGCGAUGCGACGUAUACGGGCCACUGCGGACCCGUCACCUGUGUCGGGCUGAGCGAUAGUUUGAUGGCAAGCGGCAGUGAGGAUGGAACGAUUCGGUUACAUUCUUUCAAGCCGCGGCCUUGUCAACAGUGAGAGGUGGCGGCCGGGACUCCCGCAACUUU